CAAAAAUCAAAUUUUGACUCCAUUUUCUCUCUGGAAAAGCUUUUUUUUUUUUUGUUCUCUUUUGGUUGGCCGACGUCGUAUGAUCUCUCCUUCCUCGUGGCGAACGCGACAAUUCAGAGUCUUCAUGGUCUGUAGUUCCAGUUGGAGGCCCUCAAUCCAAUACCCGCCGCUCAAGUGCGUUCCCUACAAUUCGUGCGGUUAUUAAGGAUUUCUCGCCGAUUACCCUCUGUCAGUACGAUGCAAUCAGGAUAUGACAUUAAUCAUCUGGCUCGAGAAGCUCAAACUCGGUGGCUAAAGCCAGUUGAAGUGUAUUUCAUACUACAGAAUUCUGAGGAACACCAGCUUACACAUCAAAUCCCUCAAAAACCUGCAAGUGGAUCUCUUUUUCUGUUUAACAAGCGUGUGCUAAAAUUUUUUCGUAAGGAUGGUCAUAGUUGGCGUAGGAGAAAGGAUCAGAGAACUAUUGCUGAAGCUCAUGAACGGCUGAAGGUAGGGAAUGUUGAAGCCAUAAACUGUUAUUACGCCCAUGGAGAGAAUAACUCUAACUUUCAAAGGCGCAGCUACUGGAUGUUGGAUCCGGCAUACGAGCAUAUUGUUCUUGUUCACUACAGAGAUAUUAGCAAGGGGAGGGAGAAUAAUGGAUCAACACCUCAGUUCUCUACAUUUUCAUCUCCUACCUUCAGUCUCACUCCCAACUCUUUUGCAACUGACCAGCCAGAAUCCUCUGUUGUUAUCGGCGAAUCUCGUGAGCUGUACCACAAUGAAUCAAGUCCAAGCUCUGUGGAAAUAACUUCUGGUCAACUCAUCAUGAACAGUAGCAUAAACCCGUCCGAUUAUAAAAAUAGAACUGAUGAGGUCAGUAGCACAUCACUUCAAGAUUUAAGUCAGGCGUUAAGAAGACUCGAGCAGCAAUUGAGUUUAAAUGAUGACGAGACAAAAAAAUAUGAUACAUUCUUCAUCGAGAAUGAGGAGUCAAAUGAUCUAGAAGACGUGCUACGGGAUUAUGAAUUCUCUGGCCAGCCACCAAAUGGUCCAAAAGAUGAUGGAGACAUUUGGGAAGAGAUGCUACAUAGCUCGAAGGAUUUUGCAAAUGAUAAUUUGCAAGAACAAUUUGGAAGAGCAGAUGAUCCUUCCCUAUUUAUCCAAGAAACAGAUUCACUUGAAUAUCCUGCGUAUACUCCUGGCCCGCAUUCUUACGAAAACACUCCAGACUCCUACUCAUUGUUAUUCAAGCAAGACGGGUUGGAAAUUCCUCUUGAAAACAAUAUAAGUUUGACCAUUUCUCAAAAGCAGAAGUUCACUAUUCGUGAGAUAUCUCCAGAGUGGUGUUAUACCUCUGAGGGUGCUAAGAUAUUCAUUAUAGGAUCUUUCCUAUGCGACCCAUCAGAGUCUUCAUGGGCCUGCAUGGUUGGGGACACUCAAGUCCUGGCACAGGUGAUUCAGGAAGGAGUCCUCUGCUGCCAUGCGCCACCUCACCUGCACGGAAAAGUCAACAUCUGUAUUACAUGUGGGAAUCGGGAAUCCUGCAGUGAAGUAAGGGAGUUUGAAUAUCGCCCUAAACCGAAUCUUACUUCUCAACCACCCGAAACAGAUGCUGCUAAUAAAAGCUCUGAAGAACUCUUGUUGCUAGUACGACUCGUGCAGAUGCUACUACUAUCCAAUAAUACCCUUCAAACAGAAGAUGCCUCGGAAUCAAGAAUCAAUUUGUUUGGGAAAUCGAGAAAUUCGGAGGACUCGUGGAGCCAUAUAAUCGAUUCUCUCUUAGUUGGCAGCCCUUCAACAUGGAAAACCCUUGAUUGGCUCGUGCAGGAACUUGUCAAGGAGAAGCUGGAAGUGUGGGUGUCGUCCAAGCUACAAAAGAGUGGCAACAAAGGAUGUUGCUCAUUGUCAAAGAAAGAACAAGGUAUAAUACACAUGGUUGCUGGGUUGGGAUUUGAAUGGGCCCUCCAGCCGAUACUGAAUUCUGGGGUGAGCAUUAAUUUUCGUGACAUUAAUGGAUGGACUGCUCUGCAUUGGGCUGCACGGUUCGGGAGACUUCCCUCUCUGAUUGCAUCGGGCGCAUCCGCUGGAGCCGUGACAGAUCCCAACUCGCAAGACCCCACCGGAAAAACUCCGGCGUCAAUUGCGGCCACCUGCGGCCACAGGGGACUUGCCGGAUACCUCUCGGAAGUGGCUCUCACCACCCACCUCUCAUCUCUAACCCUAGCCGAGAGUGAGCUUUCCAAAGGAGCGGCCGCUAUUGAUGCAGAGAGAGCAGUAGUCAACAGUCUAUCAAAGUCAGCAGCGAAUGAGGAGGAGGAGGAGCACGACUCCCUCAGGCACACACUUGCCGCCGUUCGUAACGCCGCCCAAGCGGCCGCACGCAUACAGUCAGCUUUCCGGGCCCACUCGUUCCGUAAGAGGCAGCAGAGGGAGGCUGCCACAGACGAUGAUGACUUCUCCUCCUCCAUCAUAGCCAACGGUGCAUCCAAGCUGGCAUUUCGCAAUUCAAACUCGGCUGCAUUGUCCAUUCAGAAGAAGUACAGAGGGUGGAAGGGACGCAAAGACUUCCUUGCUUUGCGUCAGAAAGUCGUCAAGAUACAGGCUCAUGUAAGGGGAUACCAAGUGAGGAAGAAUUACAAGGUGUGUUGGGCGGUGGGUAUACUGGAGAAGGUUAUACUGAGGUGGCGUAGGCAUGGAGUUGGCUUACGUGGGUUUCGACUGGACUCAGAGCAAAUUGACGAUGAUGACGAGGAGGACAUACUCAAAGUGUUCCGCAAGCAGAAAGUGGAUGAUGCCAUUGACGAGGCUGUCUCUAGAGUGCUGUCUAUGGUCGACUCUCCUACUGCUCGCCACCAGUAUCAUCGCCUUCUUCUCAAAUAUCGCCAAGCUAAGGCGGAGCUGGAGACAUCAGACCCUGAUAUGGCAUCAUCAUCAUCAUCUUCUCAACGUGACAUUACUUCUUCUUCUUCUUCUUCUUACCUUAUGGGGAACGAUGAGAUUUAUUAACGAUGAGAUUUAUUAGUGUCUAGUUCUGUUAAUUUCAUUGCUGUGUAGAAAAAGAGGUCCUUUUUUUUUCCAAGUCAAAGACACAAUUUAUCAUCGUAGUAGCUGUGCUUAAACAGUUGGUAUUUUAGUUUUGAUGGCUAAUAAGCAGAAAAGUACAUAGUCCAGUGGUAGCGAUGCUAAAAGAUUUAUUUGAAGGGACAGCCACAAAGGCAUGUUUUGACAUUGAACUAUUCUCAAGUCGAAAAAGAAAGUUUGUGUUUGAAAUCUGGUUCUCCAAAAUCAUGACAGAUAAAUUUGCUGGUGGACAUUAUAGAUUUGUUAUAAGCAAGCUCUAAUUGCAUUUCAUUACACACAAAAAGCAUCAAAUCCAGGACAUAAAUAAUGCUACUUCACCACAAAAAGAAACAACUCUCAAAUCAAGUCUCAACCACAUGUCAUAACCAAACUCCAAACACAUUCUUCCAAUCUCUGUAAGGAGAGAGAGAGAGAGAGAGAGA
Striga asiatica is the source of this 3485-nucleotide messenger RNA. NCBI's taxonomy places the organism in Eukaryota, Viridiplantae, Streptophyta, Magnoliopsida, Lamiales, Orobanchaceae. The record is from the annotation of a GenBank genome assembly.